CACUGCAGCUUGAGCACCUCAGGAUUAGCGUGUGAACCGGAACAUUUCCCCACCAUGCACCCGGCUUUCUUCGUGAUCUGGCUGGCGGCUCUACAACAAUCCAUUCCGGUGAAUUGUUUCCCUGUACACAUGGACCAGUCGACGCUACACAGGACAAUCAAAGGAACCCGCACGCGCUCGGAGUCUGUCGAUACAGAAGAUUAUUUAUGGAAGGUGAAUUUGAAUGGACAUGUAAAGAAAGCCAUCUCCACAAACUCUCUCAGUAAGUGUAUUUUUUAUUAAUAAACUAUUUUCAUACUACCCAGCUAGCACAUUUGGUUCCUUGGAAGUUGUGGGAACCUAUAUUUUUGGUUCAGAUGUGGCACCGCAGGUUCUAAAGUGGUGUGACAAAAUUAUUGUGUGUCUUUUCUGGGGCCUGGAGUUUUUCCUGAUCUCAUGACCUGGGCCCGGUUUCCUGAUAGUGAUGAAACUUAGGCUUACUAGUGUUUUAACAAUGCAUCUUUCCUACAGCAUGCGUUUCCCCAAACACCACGCAGCGAGAAUGUUCAGUAAGUGUGUGGUUGAGGCAUGUGUCGAUACUGAUAGGAUCAAAAGAAAGAUCACUGCUCUUGGAUCAGCAUUCUCCCUUUCCAAUCUUACCUUAACAUUUGAUUCAUUAUUCCACAAUACUGACGAUGGAACAGCUCCUAAAGAUAUUAUCACCCAUGGCAUGGCAGGCUCUGUCGUAGCCGGCCGCGACCGGGAGACCCAUGGGGCGGCGCACAAUUGGCCCAGCAUCGUCCAGGGUAGGGGAGGGAAUGGCCGGCAGGGAUGUAGCUCGGUUGGUAGAGCAUGGCGUUUGCAACACUAGGGUUGUGGGUUCGAUUCCCACGGGGGGCCAGUAUGAAAAAUAAAAAAAUAAUGUAUGCACUCACUAACUGUAAGUCGCUCUGGAUAAGAGCGUCUGCUAAAUGACUAAAAUGUAAAUGUACAAAUAUUGAGGCGGCUUAUUCUAAUGCUUACCUUAUAAUAAUGCACUAAAUCAAGAUUUGGCACAUCAUUGCAUACAUUACACAACAUGAAAUAUAUUGAGGCAAAAAUGUCAGUAGUGUACAAAUGGCUAAAUAAAACUAAAUUGAAUUAACAUACAUUUAUUUCAAUAUCAUUCAAAUAUAUAGGUCUAUGUAGCCUAUACUGUAUUUAUUUUAAUACAGUCAUCUGGGUUUUCAUUUGAAGCGUCUUUAUAUCCUUCGCUUGUUAUGCAAAGAAAUGGGAAGCUUUGUAUUUGUAGUCACAUUCAUUCUAAAGUUAUCAGCAGUCACAAAGAUGAAUCUUGAUUUUGUGUUUAACUUAAAUCUUUUGUGUAUAAAGUGACACGGAAGGGCAAAAAAGCAUUCACAAAGUACUUAGCUGUUCGAGUGGUCUGAGGCAGUCGUUAAAUAAUGAGUGUUUUCAAGAGCAACUUUAGUAACGAUGGUUUUAUGAAACAGCUCGGAGGUCUAACGAUGCUCCUACGAAGGUUCUAACGAUGAACGUAGCCUUUAAAUGGUUUUGGGAAACUGGGCCCAGGUCAGGUAAAACUCGGUCCUAUUCGUAGGCUAUGACAAAGUAGUAUUAUUAUAGAUACAGUAGCUUCCCUUUUCAUCUGUGCUAUGACUAUGGGUCUGGAGGCUGUGCCAUACACAUUUAUACUGUGCCAUACACAUUUAUACUGUGCCAUACACAUUUCAAAAUUAUAAAUGUUAGCUGCUGGCUGCAUUACAUUAUUUUUACAUUUUAGUCAUUUAGCAGACGCUCUUAUCCAGAGCGACUUACAGUUAGUGAGUGCAUACAUUUUCAUACUGGCCCCCCGUGGGAAACGAACCCACAACCCUGGCGUUGCAAGCGCCAUGCUCUACCAACUGAGCUACAGGGGACUGCAUGAUUGCGUCAAUCUAGCUAGCUUAUGUUAGCUAGCUAUGAAGGAAGGAAAGGGGAUACCUAGUCAGUUGCAUAACUGAAUGCAUUCUACCGAAAUGUGUCUGCCGCAUUUAACCCAACCCCUCUGAAUCAAAGAUGUGCGGGAGGGCUGCCUUAAUCGACGUCCAUGUCAUCAUCGCAAGGGGAGCAGUUGUUGUUGGGGGUUAACUGCCUUGCUUAAGGGCAGAUAUCUAGCUAGGCUACUAAAGCUACAGUUAGUAGUUUUGUUAGCUAGCUAUAGAUAAUUCUAACUAGUUUUAGAGGACAACUAAACUGCUUUUAUUAACACAUACCUUGUUUUCCAUGAACAUUUGUAUACGCUCUCUCAUGAGGCAGGCAGGAGAGGAGUCGUCACCAGUUAACACAGCCACAAAGUCAUACACCCCGCCUAUUUCUACAUUUUCUCAUCUUAAAAUCAUAUUUUAACCCUAACCUUGACCACACUGCUAACCUUGUGCCAAACCCUAACCUUUAAUGAAGACCAAGAAGCACAUGUUUGUUUUCAUGAAUUUUUACGAUAUAGGCAAUUCUGACUUUGUGGAGAGGAGCGUUCGCGAAGAAAGAAAUCAAGUGCAAAGUCAAACAACGAGGUGCUAGUGCAAUCAAACUAGUUGUUGAGAGGCGUGGUUGAUGAGGCUCUGUAGGCUGUAGCUAGGAGACCACUGUGACUGAACCCACCUGUCGCAGCGAGCGUGGGGGUUACCACGUGAAAUCCCAGGGACUUGACAAAACAGAAGCAAACGGGCUGUAAUUGGGGGGAGGUACUAUGUCAACUCGUCCAAUAACAAACGCCAGCUUUCUUUUCCAUUGCAAAACGUUUUUAAACCUGUUUGGUGCUGCUGCUUUGAAAGUGGUGCCACACCAGAUUGGAAAGUACUGGGGCAAAAGCUGUCUCGCCACAUGUUUCACAUUGGUUGUAGGAACGAAGCCAUACGUUUCCUGACUUGUAAAACAUCACGUUUUUACGUUCUGAGAGCAGAAAUGAAAAUUUCGCCUGUUCUGGGAACGUUUAUUUUUAGGUUGCAGGUGUAACAGUGUUGCUUCCGUCCCUCUCCUCGCCCCUACCUGGGCUUGAACCAGGGACCCUCUGCACACAUCGACAACAGUCACCCUCGAAGCACCGCUACCCGUCGCUCCACAAAAGCCGCGGCCCUUGCAGAGCAAGGGAAACAACUACUUCUAGGUCUCAGAGCGAGUGACGUCACUGAUUGAAAUGCUACUAGCGCGCACCGCUAACUAGCUAGCCAUUUCACACCGGUUACACAGGAAGGUUCUGAACGUUUUGCUCUGGUUCCUUAAAUGUUUUCCUGGGAGGUUUUAUUAACGCUCUGAGAACGGAAAUUAUAGGUUAUUUUGAGUUUUCUGAAUAACUUCCUUUAAAACUUUCAUUGAAUGUUUCAAUAAGACUUUUAAUAAUGCUGCUAGCUUAUUUUGGGUUAACCUUUUUUGAACUCCAAGCACAGAUGGGACAAUGGAAAUUCAUUUCCUUAAGCAUUUUUAUUGUGACAAGGCAUCAGUGAGAUUCUAAACUAUACUUUUCUGUUCUCUAUCCAUGGAAUUAGUCCACUGCGCCACCAGGAUGGAGCUAGCAUGUCAUGUUUUCUUAACAAUACAUAGCUGUUCUUUUUAGUUGAUCCAAACAGACCCUAUUUCAAAGGAAACAAGCACACAUUAAGAUCAGGUGUGGCCAAUUAGUGGGCAUGGCCAACACACAAGAUAGAGGAUGGAGAGUUUUGUUGAUGCUGAGAACGGAAUGUAUGUUUUUCAAUAACAUUCUUAAAACGGUCUCUGAAAGUUUUUCUUGUGGUUUUUAUGGAAAGCUUUCUUAACAUUCUCUUAACUAUUUGAGAACAUGACUUUUAAAUAGAACCAUGAGGAAACCUGUAGGAAACUUUAUCCUUAAGUACUGAAAUUCCCACAGAAGAAUAUUGUUUCUUAAAGUUCUUGGAACAAUUUGAGAACACAACUUUAAAUAGAACCACGAGGAAACUUUAUGCUGAAGUACUGAAAUUCCCACAGAAGAAUGUUGUUUCUUAAUGUUCUCUGAACUAUUUCAAUAUUCCAAAACAGUUGGAGAACGUUCCUAGAACAUUACCAAAAUUGAAAUUAAUUGUAACCAUGUUUGGAAUUUUAGGAAAGGUUCUGUUAAAAACAUUUUCUUGGCAUUUCAUUACUUUAACAGAACCUUUCCUAAAAUUCCUGCACCAUUCCCAGAAAGUUGUGGGAAGGUUGUAUGCAAAAUAACCGUAGGACAACCACACUCUCACCAAGCUCUAAGAAACAUAUGGUUCUCAGAAACGUUGUGCUAGCUAGCUGGGUAUGCUUUAUUUUAUAGUUAACUUAAUUUCACACACAGAUUUCAUUCAAGUUUUCACACACAAUCUAAAGCAACUGUCCUGAUGUCAAAAUGAACUAUUUAUGAUUGUUUAAUCAUUUACCAAAAGGAAUAAAUUGUCUGUCUAUUUACAGUAUGAAAUUGUGACAUGUUUUUUAUUUUUCCAUAGUUGUCCUCCCAAUAAGAACGGAAACAAGUGACUUUGUGUCAAUAUUGGACUUGAAAAGUAAACACUUCUUAUGUGUGGACGUCGAGGAAAAGUGGUUCAGUUCUGUAGGUAUUGCAUGGCAAGGUCAUCCAUGGAUGGCCACUCUGGGAACAGUCAAAUCUGCUCUCCCAACUCACUAUUCACAUUCAUUUAUUUUUGUAGAGUCACUUAACCUAUUCAUGUGAAAUUAAAGUUGUGUUUCUGUUGUCACUCCCCACAAGAUGAUGUUCAGCAGGAAAGAGUGCCUUUUCCAGCACAUGCGUAUGGAGAACCAUGUUGACGUGUUCUAUUCAUCCAGCAACGGACUGUUGCUCCUACUGGAAGGGGCUGAGAUCCCUGUUAAAGGGUAUGACUUGUUAAAGAGACGCAUGGUUUACAGAAGGAAGAGGAGCCAACAGGAGAACUCCGAUGCAGAGGACAUCAAGGAGGAUCAGGACCUGGCUAUGCAACAGGACCAAGAACGAGCUGCCGCCAUUUCCAAGGAGACCAUCACUUCUUGUGACGACCCUUUGCAGGUAUUGCAUUCCAAUAGCCCAGGCAGUCCUAUCAAAAUGGCUGUGGAAAAGACAGAGAAAGUGGCCCAGGGUGGUCUAGCGGUCUAAGCCGAUGCAUUCGGCACACGUCUAUGGAGUCUGCAUAGGUUUGAAUCCGACCUACUGCCCUCUCUCUAUCUUCCCCCACUGUCAUUCUCUCUGUCUUAGGGGUAGGCAACCCUGUUCCUG
Coregonus sp. 'balchen' is the source of this 5203-nucleotide messenger RNA. The record is from the annotation of a GenBank genome assembly. NCBI's taxonomy places the organism in Eukaryota, Metazoa, Chordata, Actinopteri, Salmoniformes, Salmonidae.